AUGAUCUGCAUUCGAUCUGUGCAGCUUAGUCGCUGAAAUUGCUUGUAAGAUAGCGCACACGCAAUAAAAAAUGCAUUUCGGCAACUUUUGUCUAUAUAUAGGACUGUUAUGUCUUGCUGCUGGACCGCUCGCGGAGGCCUGGGUGGCACGCGCUAAUUAUCACAGCGAUGCACAUCCUGGCAAAUGCGUGGUGAGUGAUACGCUCAUUCUCUCCCCCGGUGAGAAAGCGAAAUCGCCCAACUCUUGUUCGGAAAUUCAUUGUGGCAGUGAGCAAGGCCAUGCCACUAUUUUUGGCUGUGGCGCUGUUGGCCCACCAGAGGGUUGCAAAUGGGGCGAUUAUGUGAAUAAAGACGCUCCUUUUCAAGAGUGUUGCGCUCGCCACUUGGUCUGCGAAGGUGGCUUGACUGCUGAGACGCGCCAUUAUGAAAAACACAUUUGGGGCAUGUUCUCACGCAGUUCGAAAAAUGCUGCAAAUGAGUAGAACACAAUGUCUCGAAGGGACUGUAAUGGUUUGAGUUGUAUUCAUCAAAUUAAAUGUAAUGCUAAAGCAAUGAAGUGAUUAUAUAUUAUUUUUAUUGGAAUUUAUGCUAGUUAUAUUGAUCUAGAUAAUAUAAGAUACGUAUAUUAGUAAAUGCUGGUUUUCGAAUAAA
Molecule: messenger RNA, 650 nt
Organism: Bactrocera latifrons
Lineage: Eukaryota; Metazoa; Arthropoda; Insecta; Diptera; Tephritidae
Exons: 3
Coding region: 71-481 (136 amino acids)
Source: RefSeq, a predicted model, not a curated record